Molecule: messenger RNA, 3447 nt
Organism: Fusarium verticillioides 7600
Lineage: Eukaryota; Fungi; Ascomycota; Sordariomycetes; Hypocreales; Nectriaceae
Exons: 1
Coding region: 1497-3281 (594 amino acids)
Source: RefSeq, a predicted model, not a curated record
GGUGACUAUGAUGGGGCUUGAUGUAUCUGGUGCCUACAACUGCGUCGACCCUGCACUGCUCCUACAGAUGCUUGCAGACCUUGGAGUACCCAAAUCUUUCCUUGAGAUAAUGCACUCAUAUCUGUCCUUUCGGAUCGUUUACCUCAGGCUACCCCAGAGCACAUCAGAGGCAUUCUAUAUGCUUAUUGGCAUUCCGCAAGGCUCACCUCUCUCUCCGCUACUGUUUCUCAUCUUUACCGCACCUCUUCUCCAGAAAAUCAACGAAGAUAGAGAAAAGCUUGGCAAGGACCGCAUUACAGUCUUUUCCUUCUCCUACGUUGAUGGCACCUAUCUCCUCGCCGUCUCGAACUCUUACGAGAAGAACUGUAUGGGACUUAAGAUAUUCCAUGAUGAAAUCUUCAAAUGGGCUUCAUCCGUCGGCCUGACAUUCUCACCGCAAAAGUAUACCGUCAUGCAUUUCCGGGCUCCCAACGACCCCGACCCUCCUUGCAAGCUUCUUCCGGAUAUUGAUGGACUCAAGGACAACCCUGAAGCACUCCAGGAAGAAAAGCUGAAGGUCCUUGGAGUGGUCCUGGAUCCGGCUCUCACCUUUGCUCAUCACGUCUCCAACCUUGAGAAGAAGGUCAACAACACAUUACGGCAUUUCCGCGCACUUUCGGGACCGACUUGGGGUAUCCGACUGAACCAGGCGAGGAGGUUCUACAUGUCCAAGAUACGACCCAUCAUAUCGCACGCGUGCGCUGCCUGGUUUCUCCACUGCCCAGGUCGACGGAUACCAUGGUCCCUCAAGCCGAAGCAAAUUGGGAGACUUGAGAAACUACAGUACAAGUGUCUGCUGCUGAUCUCAGGGGCUAUUCGUGGUAGCUCUGGUACUACGGUUCUCAAGGACAUGAACAUGGAGGGCAUUCGCGAGUUUCUGUGCCGCAUGUCCAUGUCUUCACGAGCUAGGGAUCUCAAGGUUCGCAAGAAUGAUGUGUGGUUUGAGAAGUCAAUGAAAACGCCCAAGGACAAGAACUAUCACGUCACCGCGUAUCAGAUCCUUGACGAAGAAGCAUACCAGUUGACCGGUAGAUCGGCCAAGUAUUUCCGCAAACGCCAAAAAGGCACCGACGAAGCGGCAUUAAAAGGUUGGAAGAUUCCGGCCAAACGUAACGCCGCCGUCAAGAGCCAGACGAAGUGGGAAGCAGAAGCGAAGUGCGCUUCAGCCUGGAUCACCUACCGUCGCAAGAGAACUGCUCGAGUUCGCACUACACACCGUCCUGCAGCUAUCGAGGAGAGGCGAGGUCGGAUAAGCUUGAGCUACUACAAGGGCUUGACUCGUCCGCAAUCCACACUUGCACUACAGCUGCGCACCGAGCGCAUUCCGCUCAACGGAUUAGUGACUCAUGAUCUCCACCCCUCAGCUAUAAAACCCCGCUCGCCUGCCCCUCCAAAUCUUCAAGCUUUCAAUGCCAUCAUCUUCGACUUAACCCUUAAACAUCGUCGCCUACACCAUCAUGGCUUCGAAAACACUCACAAGCCUGCCUUCUGAGAUUCGUCAGCAAAUCUUCAGAGAGAGUCUGAAGGUAGAUGGGGGCUAUGUCUACGAUGUUCAGACUGAUAAACUGACGAAUGCCGACGGCACCGCGAUUGAUCUAUCCCUUCUUUAUACUUGUCGCUCGAUCGCGAACGACACUAGAGCGAUGCCGCUGGCAGUCAAUACUAUCCGGUUCUCGACUGUAUUUCGCCAAGACUGGUGUAACUUGGCUGGCUGCUUCACUCUUGCUGCUACCACUCACUACGUUCUGGAGCAAGACUUUGUGUUUCAUUUAGCCCAAUUCAUCACUCCUGAGAUGUUCGCCGAGGUCGAGUUAAUAUGCCCGGGCUUUCAGGAACAACUCAAGAUUGAGGUCGCCAAGCACAACGCAUGGAUACAUGACAACGAGAACCCUGAAUACAUUUUCCCGACUGACAGGUUGCGACCCGCCAUGUGCAGCAUGGUACGACAAUUUAUGAAAAGGGUCGACUUGCUCAACGUGAAUGCGCCGUCGGUGGGCUGCCUUGAGUUUCGUCUUCUGCACACUGAAGCCGAUGCAAACGUCAGAGGUAGCUUAGGGAAUCGAUGGCGAACGGAAUGGGCCCAAGGCGAACUGCGGGAGGCAACAAGGCAUUGUCUAAAACUCAUCUCCGAGGCGCAACCGGCUGAGUUUGCGACAUACGUAUACAAUUCACUCCCCCAUUGGAUUGGAAGUCGCCCUGCCGAAGACUUUAUCAACUUGAGAUUCAACCUGUGGGACAUCCCUUCUCAAAAGCGAGUGGCCCAGAUGCUGGAGUUGUUUGAGAUUGGGCCGUUUGUUUGGGAUCUUCCAGCUACCUGGUACUACACACCGCGUAGCUUCUACGAUCAAGUCGGCAAAGACGUUCCGCAAGAUCGACGUUCUCCUGAGUUCGAGAAACCGGACAAUUUAUUGGAGCACUUCACCACUCGAUGUCGGGAGAAGCUAAGGUUUUCUGCCACCGCUGGUGCAAUUCGCUUUCUUCAACGAAUUCCGACUAGCCAGCGGAAGCAGAUGAGACGGAUUGUAUUGCAUGAGGACUUGCCAUCGGUGAAUCUGCCUUCUCGCCAUUCCCAAGGGUUCAUUCCUUUUUUGAAAGAGAACCCCUUGCUUCGAGUCGAGCGCCGUGCCAACGUUUUUGGCUGCAUCGCAAGUCAGCGUCCCUACAACAUUAUCGCUCAUAUGGACAGUGAGGGGGAGGGGAGGAUGCUCUCACCGCCAGUGAUUGUGGACCGAGAGUUUGAGUCUAGUAUAUACCACUGGCUCCUUGAUGCUUUCGCGGUGGUGGAUUCAGGCAUUAACACCAACUGCUUCACUUUUGUUCUGGAAGCUGGGCAACACAGCGAUUACUGCUCUGAACUUUUCCAAAAGGUCAUCCAGACAGAGAUCUCCAAGUCGAAGGCUUGGAAGAUCUGCUUGGACACCGAGCUUUUGUCAUCUGUGAGACCAAGUACACGGGAGGAUAACACGACAAGAUAUGCAAAGGAUCCGAGGUUUGAGCAACUUGUUGAUCAAUUGGUGCACCAAACAUCGAUCUUCCGGUGCGACUUCAACCCCGGGGUAUCAUUAGAUGUAGACGAAUUGGUUGAGGAUGCCAAGUUACGGCACGGUGAGAAUAUUUUCGAUAAGUGGGUGAGCAAGUGGCUUUUUGAGACGAUUCCAUUGCCACAUGAUCUGUACCAUGAUGUAAUGGUGGCUCCCAACUGGGAGUUUCAGACCCGACAGGAGUAUAUUGAGUCAAAGUGACCGAAUACAGGCGCGGAAGAAUCGUAAGGGACUUGGAUAGAUAGACUGGGUAGGAAGGUACUGUAACUGGAAGGUGAUCUUGGAAUACUAUAGAUUGGCAUUAUGGGGCUUAGUAAAUUAAAAACAGUUAAAGUUGAAAUCGAUAUUAUACUAGGUUCUCUUUACU